This is a messenger RNA of Chenopodium quinoa (quinoa), 630 nucleotides long. RefSeq lists its product as uncharacterized. Bases 1 to 630 code for a protein of 209 amino acids. The transcript has a single exon. The record is from RefSeq and is a predicted model, not a curated record. Lineage: Eukaryota; Viridiplantae; Streptophyta; Magnoliopsida; Caryophyllales; Amaranthaceae.
AUGGCCAAUAACAAUGUAAGUUUUCCCAUUCCAAUUUUUGGGGGAGAAAGUUAUGAUUUUUGGAAGAUCAAAAUGAAGACAAUGUUACGAUCAUAUGGACUAUGGAGUUAUGCCGACAAAGGCUAUAACGAACCUGAAGAUGAAAGCAGUCUAAGUGAUGCUCAAAGGAAGAGACUUGAGGAGGAAAGGAUGAAGGAUGCAAAGGCAUUAUAUCUCAUACAAAAUGCAGUGAAAUAUACCAUUUUUCCAAGAAUUAUGAGGGCUAAUACAGCAAAGGAGGCAUGGGAGAUUCUACAACAAGAGUUCCAGGGAGAUAGCAAGGUGAGAAGUAUCAAACUUCAAUCUUUAAGAAGAGAUUUUGAAAAUUUAAAGAUGAAAGAUAAUGAGUUGGUUAAAAAUUAUUUUUCAAGAGUUAUUGAGAUUGUUAAUCAAAUGAAAUCAUAUGGAGAAGAAAUUUCGAAUGAAAAAAUUGUGAAGAAAAUUCUAGUAUCAUUAAAUGACAAAUUUGAUAAUAUAGUUACAAUAAUUGAAGAAACAAAAGAUUUAUCCAACAUAACUAUUGAACAACUUAUGGGAUCUCUGGAGUCCCAUGAACAAAGAAAAAUCGUCAAAGUAAUGAUGAAGACAUGA